Molecule: messenger RNA, 1179 nt
Organism: Bolinopsis microptera
Lineage: Eukaryota; Metazoa; Ctenophora; Tentaculata; Lobata; Bolinopsidae
Product: dnaJ homolog subfamily C member 17-like
Exons: 4
Coding region: 84-1061 (325 amino acids)
Biological process (GO): spliceosomal complex disassembly
Cellular component (GO): spliceosomal complex
Molecular function (GO): nucleic acid binding
Source: RefSeq, a predicted model, not a curated record
UCACUGCACACUGAACGCCACAAAAGUCUUGUUGUUUGACUAUUUUUUUAACUGUUUACCACUCCCAUCAGGAUACAACAAACAUGGCAAACCGAGAUUUGAUUGACAUACACAAAGAUAAUUUGUAUGACAUACUUGGAGUUGCUCAUGGUGCUGCAGUAAAAGAUAUCAACAGAUCAUACAAAAAGCGUGCUUUAAAAGUCCAUCCCGACAAGAAUCCAGAUCCAGCAGCUCACAAGAUAUUUUUGAAGUUGACUCAAAUUUUGGAGUUACUCACUAAUCCUGAAAGUAGGCAAAGUUAUGAUACCGUCCUUAAGGCCAGAGAAGCUGCAAGAUUGCGCACAACAAAGUUAGAUGCCAAACGUAGAAAAUUGAAAGAAAGUCUGGAAAGUAAGGAAAAUGGUGAAACGUCUUGUACCUCAUUACGAAAAGCAGAAAAGUUGUUGCAAGAAACAAUAGAUAAAUUGCAAACUGAAGGUGAAAACUUGCUGAAAAGAGAAGAAGAAAAGUUGCGUCAGGAAUUCUCAGCAAAAACAAAUUUUGUUAUUGCAGAUAAGGCCACUCUAAAACUUAAGUGGAAAUGUAAAAAAGAAGAUACCAGUAACGGAGGAUACAGUACAGUUAUCCUAAGACAAUUUCUUCAAAAAUAUGGACCUGUUAGUGACAUAGUUGUGAAUUCUAAAAGAAAGGGGUCUGCACUUGUUGUUUUCAACUCAAUAGCUGCUGCAAAAAUUUGUAUGCAGAAAGAAAAAGGGUUAGAGGCAUGCCCGCUAUCAUUCAGAAUGUUACAUGAGACUGAUACAUCUGACAUCAAACAGCCAUCUCCUCGGACAGACAGUACAAACUCUCAAAGCUAUGUGCCAUUUCAGCCAUCAGAACCUGGCAAAUUUGCCUCAUUUCCUAGUUUCAAUGUCAGUCCUAACAUAGCCAGUUUUAACGGAAAUGGUGUCGACAAGGACUAUGAAUCUUUAACUCUCAUGAGGCUAAGACAAGCGGAAGAAAGAAAGCGACUGAUAGAACAGAUCCAACAGAAAGACGACCAUGAUGGGGAUGGAUUGUGAAAAUGUUAAAAAGCCUAGAAUUUAGGAAGCAGAAAUCGAUCAAUUUUAUUGACAAAAAUUUAGCUAUGUUGUUGUAAGAUUUAUAAAUAAUUAUAAAUAUAUAUUCUGAAUUGAUAUA